AUGGAAGUGGCCGCUCCCAUGAUUGCUAUGUCAGCAGGGGUAGAUCGCGGGGUGCGUGCAUUCGGCCGCUCGGGCUGGGGCGGCGGUGUCGGAGUCGCCGGGGCGCAGGCGCGGACAUUGCACCCCUAUCGACAGGGAUGUACUAGUGAAAAGCUCGCUUUAAAUAGAUUCAAAGCUUUCAUCCCAACGUUUAAUGUCACACGCAUGGGCCUUGUAAGAGGAGUCCCAUCAGACUGGUCUUUGGAAGAAGUUAAAGAGAAUAUCUCUACUCCUAUUGGCUGUGGUAAUAUCUUAAAGCCCUACACUGUACCAGAGGAGCGAAUAGUGUGCUGCAAGGGCUGGGUGUACGACGUGCAGACCGACUCCUGUGCCGCCAUCUGCAGUACCGGGUGCACUGGCGGGCGGUGCAUCGCCCCUGACGAAUGUCACUGCGACCCCCCCGCCACUCUCGACCCUGACCACAAGAACACUUGCAUCCAACCCGCUUGCGACCCACCCUGUUUCAAUGCCAAAUGUGGUGUCAACAACACCUGUUCCUGCCUACCUGACUACACCAUACACAACUCUACACACUGCUUCAAAUGUGAUCCAGGUUACUCUUUAAACAAAGACUUUAUCUGCACUCCAGUUUGCGACACCCCCUGCGUCAACAGCAACUGCACUGCACCCAAUAAGUGCUCAUGUUUCACAGGAUAUAAAACUGUCAACGACAAUGUAUGCGAACCUUCAUGCGAAGCUUGUGUGAACUCGACUUGUACAGCGCCGAACACAUGUUCAUGCCUUGACGGGUACAAGAAGUUCAAUGAUACAGUAUGUACUCCAAAGUGUGAAAACUGCGACGGAGACUGUAUUGAACCGAAUGUUUGUAACUGUCGAGAUGGGUUUGAGAAUAUUGAUGGGGUAUUGCUAUACUUCGAUGCAGUAGAUUAG
This is a messenger RNA of Pectinophora gossypiella (pink bollworm), 930 nucleotides long. Its product is annotated as von Willebrand factor D and EGF domain-containing protein-like. Lineage: Eukaryota; Metazoa; Arthropoda; Insecta; Lepidoptera; Gelechiidae. The record is from RefSeq and is a predicted model, not a curated record. The coding region runs from base 1 to 930 and encodes 309 amino acids. The transcript has 5 exons.